GCUGGCACAGAGUGAGUGUUCAGAGUAAGGCUGGAUCAUCUCUACCUCACCUGUCAUCUCCUGUCCUGUUCCGACACUUUUUUUUUUUAGUAUAUUGCUUGCUCUACUGGUAGAUUAAACACAAAGUCAGGAUGCUAGAUGCGAUUUAGAUCCAGUCAGACAGAACAUGUGAUUCCUUAGCUGUCUUCAUUUCAUUAUUAUUCCAUAUUCAGAUUUCUUUAGAAGGAUGGUGCUCUAUAAGGGAUUAAUAGUUCACUACUACUCUACCACUUUGUGAUCCUCUGUUCAUGACUUGGACCUCUGGACUGGAUAUCAUGAUGCUCCUGUGCUCCUAUGUGUGUAUGUUUCGUAAGUGAAUCAAGUGAGCCUAUCAGAGACAGUGUCCUCAUCUCAUGUGCAUGAGGUUGCACGACUGAUUUAAAGAACCAUGGGGAACGCUUCAGGCGGCAUGGAGGUGUCGCCCAGCCGAGAAGUGAGAGGGGCCCAAAACUCUUUCAGCCUCGGGGGCUUGAAACAACCUCCUGGACCUAAGCUGCCCCUGCCUUCAGAAGAGGAGCUGGAGGAGAGGUUCAGCUUGGUCCUGAACUCCAUGAACCUGCCUCCUGAUAAAGUGAAACUGCUCCUCCAGUACGACAGCGAGAAGAAAUGGGAGUUAGUCUGUGACCAGGAGCGCUUUCAGGUAAAGAAUCCACCAUCGGCCUACGUGCAGAAACUCAAGAGCUUUUUAGAGCAAGGAGGCAGCAGGAAGUUUAAGAGACGUGUACAAGAGGCCACCCAAGUCUUGAGAGAACUGGAAAUAUCCUUAAGGACCAAUCACAUUGGCUGGGCUCAAGAAUUUCUCAAUGAGGAGAACAAGGGGUUGGAUGUUCUAGUCGAGUAUCUUUCCUUUGCCCAGCGCGCUGUGCCGUAUGACUUGGACUGCAUGGAUAAUGGGAGCUUUGACGAGAAAUCGGCAGAAGACGGGACAUCAAGUGCCACUAACUCCCCUACUCACAAUUCUUCACACACCAACCGCUCCUACGCAGCACGAUUGAACUCUUUCCACAACAGGAAGGCUCUGAGGAACUCACGCCUGCUCUGUCAGAAAGACCACCUGCACCUCUGCAUCAUGUGCCUCCGGGCCAUCAUGAACUACCAGUCAGGGUUCAAUCAGGUGAUGAGCCACCCAAACUGUGUCAAUGAGAUCACACUGAGCCUCAACACUAACAAUGCCAGAACUAAAGCCUUGGUUCUGGAGCUGCUGGCUGCUGUGUGUUUUGUCCGAGGAGGUCAUGACAUCAUCCUCUCAGCUUUCAGCAACUUUAAAGAGGUGUGUGGGGAGAAGAGCCGCUUCGAAAAGCUGAUGGCCUACUUCCGUAACGAAGAUGGUAACAUCGACUUCAUGGUGGCGUGCAUGCAGUUCAUCAAUAUCGUGGUGCAUUCUGUAGAAAACAUGAACUUCAGAGUUCAUCUGCAGUACGAGUUCACACAGCUGGGACUGGACGAUUACCUGGAGACAUUAAAAGUGAGUGAGAGUGAGAGAUUACAGGUCCAGGUCCAGGCAUAUCUAGAUAACUUGUUCGAUGUUGGAGCCCUGCUGGAGGACGCAGAGACCAAAAACGCCUUACUGGAGCACCUAGAAGAACUCCAGCAGAAUAACGCCGAGUUGAGCAGCAGGUUGCAGCAGUGUGAGAAUGAAGCAAUGGAAAAAGUGUCAGACCUGGAGAAACAGCUCAUUCACACCUCUAAGGAAGUGGAACUCCUAAAGGAGAGCCUCCGGGAAUCAUGCACGCAGAUCUCCACCCUUCAGCAGCGAGAGCGAGAACGAGAGAUGGCCAGAGAGCUGGAGAGGGAGAGAGAGAGGGACCGAGAGCGCUUAUCUAGGGCACUCGAGCAGAAGGUCCAGACACUUGUGGAGCAGGGGCUCAUCCGAAUGGAGCGCUCCGAGUCUGGAUCCGUGGACCUGAACGUCAUACACAAGGCAGGAAGCACACAACUACCUCAUGCAGGUGAAAUCAUAGAUGAGAUUACUGAAGCAAAAGUUCCUGUAAGUGCAUCCUGUGCAAAGUCGCAACCUUCACCUCCAACUCCGCCCCCACCUCUGAUCCCCGCCCCUCCCCCACCACCUCCUCCCCCGCCUCCUCCACCUCUGAACACCUUUAGGACAGGUAUGAGGGAUAAGAAACCGAUCCAGACGAAAUAUCGCAUGCCGCUUUUUAACUGGCAGACGUUAAAGGACGAGCAGGUCGCUGGAACCGUCUUCACUGAACUGAAUGACGAAAACGUUUUAGCAGAGUUGGACAUGGAUACUUUCGAGGAACUGUUCAAGACGAAAGCUCAGUCUCCUCCCACCAGCAUCAGCACGCUGAAGAUGAAAGUCGCGCGGAAGUCUUCCAGUAAAAUCUCUCUGUUGGAGCCGAAUCGAGCCAAAAACCUGGCAAUCACUCUACGCAAAGGAGGCAUGGACGCCAACCAGAUCUGCACCGCCAUUGAGACGUAUAAUCUGAAGGCAUUAAGUCUGGAUUUUCUGGAGCAGUUGGAGCGUUUCAUCCCGUCAGACUACGAGCUGAAGUUGAUCCAAAAUUACGAGCGUGAUGGCCGCUCCGUGUUGGAGCUUUCUGAGGAAGACCGCUUCAUGGCCCAGUUUGGGAAAAUCCCACGACUCUGUCAGCGAAUCAACAUGCUCACGUUCAUGGGGAACUUCAGUGAGAGCGUCCAGCUCCUGCAGCCACAACUGAAUGCCAUCAUCGCUGCAUCCAUGUCCAUUAAAUCCUCCAGUAAACUGAAGAAAAUUCUGGAGAUCAUUCUUGCAUUUGGGAACUACAUGAACAGCGGGAAGAGGGGUGCGGUGUACGGCUUUCGCCUCCAGAGUCUCGAUCAGCUGCUGGACACAAAGUCAACAGAUCGCAGACAGACGCUGCUGCACUUCCUCGUCAGCAUCAUACAAGAGAAAUUUCCACAUCUACAUAACUUUCAUACUGAGCUGCACUUUAUGGACAAAGCAGCAAUGGUGUCUCUGGACAGCAUUUUAUUAGACGUGCGCGCACUGGAGAAAGGAAUGGAAGUGACUCGGAAAGAGUUUGAGGAACAGAAAGACAAUUCGAUCCUGAGGGAUUUCCUGUCCAACAAUAGCAGUCUGAUGGACGCCAUGGUUAAAGACGCGAAAACCGCCCAGGAGGUGUAUGAAUCACUGGUGGAGUACUUUGGAGAGAAUCCUAAAACUACUCCGCCUUCUAUGUUCUUCCUCAUAUUCAUUAGGUUCAUUAAAGCUUAUAAGAUGGCUGAACAGGAGAAUGAGCAAAGGAAGAGAGACAGUUUCAUCGGAGGUGAUGAGAAUAAAGAGACAGCCAUGUUGGACGCAGGCGAAAUGGGAAGCAAGGUGCCCAUGAUGCCGCGCUUGGUGCAGGUGGACCUGAUAGCAGAGCUGAAGCGAAGACAGGUGUCCCCUCUGAUGCGCGAGGGCAAGGACGGCACCAUUGAGGACAUCAUCACAGGUCUGAGAAAUCAGCCCUACAUAAGAGCCGAUGGGGGGAGACGCAGCUACAAAUGGAAACCGGCACAGAAGCUACAAGUGUCUUCAGAUAUCUCUCUCUAACACACACACACAGGCAUGUACACACAUGCAGAGAAUUUGACUUAUUUAUUUCUGCUACGUGAGUAAUAAAACAUAGUUUAACUGUACAAUCAACAAUCAAGAUUUGUCAAAUUCAGUGUCAGAGAUUGAUUGAUAAUUCGGACUCUUGCAUAAACUGGAUUUUAAUUCGCUGUAUUUAAAACAGCGCAUUGUGAUCGUCAUGCUUGCAAAGAUUUGAUUUUAAAAGAUUGUCCUUAUUCUGAUGUACAUUAAUGCCUCAAUAUAUUUUCAAUAAUGUUUGCUUAUGUACCGGUUGGAACGAAUAAGUGUUUUAUAUUGGGUACUCUUGCUUUAUGUAUAUGCAACCUAAAUAAAUAAUUCAAUAAAAGGCAUCCAAAGACAUACAGAUGGGCUUCAGUGAUUAGAAUAACUACACAUUAAUGGUCUGUAGUUAUAACACAGUUAUAACAUAGUUUUGACACAACAAUAAUAUGGUAAUACUCCUGCAUAGUUGUUACACAGUAAUAACAUAGCUAUGACAUUGUAAGAACAUGGUACCUGGACACGUAGUUAGCCCACAGAAAUAAUGUAGUUAUAACAUGGUAAUAACAUGGUAACAGUUAUGUGUGGUUAUAACAUAGUUAUAACAUAACACCUUUACAUGUGGUUAGACCAUGGUAAUAACAUAGUUAUAAGUGUGCAGUUAUAAAGAAGUAUUACAGACCACUGUAAUAACAGUUAUAACAUGGCAAUAACAUGGUAAUAAUUAUGUGUAGUUAUAAUGCAAUAAUAAUCAAAACCAGAAUCAGAAAUACUUUAUUAGCUACCAGUUGUGUGCACAAGAAUUGGCUUUUGUCUGGUGCCAGUGUGCAACAUUAAACAGUAAAACAUAACCAAAAAACAACCAAACAGAACCACAGUAAACACCAAAACAUACAGUACAGCAACAACAGACAGUACAACAAACAAACAAUACAGCAGGAUCAGACAGUGCAAUAGACACAAAUCAUACACUGGACAGACAAAGACAAUAAUAGUUAUAGUAUGCACAGAACACGCACAGGAACUCCACUCAGGAUUGAACCCAGGACCCUGGAGCUGUAAGGCGCCAACGCUGCUUGCUGACAAUUUGUGAAAGGAUCAUUUUAAAAAUAUAAUGUAUAGUUUUUAUUGUUUACUGCAUUUUUACAUUCAACCUUUUCCAGGACUGCUCAUUAUUCCUUUUCUGAUUACGUACAUAAAAAGCAAGCAAUAUUACAUGUGUCCUAAAACAUUACAUAAUAUUAUUUUUUAAUCAUUAUUAUAAUUUAGUAACAUUAUAUAAAAAAUAGAAAUUUACAGUAAAAUAUAUAUACUAUACAAUAUUAUAAAUUAUAUAAACACACUCACCGUCCAGUUUAUUCUUAGUAGGCGACAUUUUUUCAAUCUUCAACUGUCCAGUUUGGGUGAGCCUGUGGCCACUGUAGCUUCAGAGCCCUGUUCUUGGCUGACAGGAGUGUAAUGUCAUGUGUUCUUCUAAUGAUGUAGCCCAUCCACCACAAGAUUCAAUGUGCUGAGAUGCUUUUCUGCUCACCAUGGUGGUAAAGAGUGGUUAUUUGAGUUACCAUAGCCUUUUUGUCAGGUCAAACCAGCCUGGCCAUUCUCCUCUGACCUCUCUCAUCAACAAGGCCUUUCUACUCACAUAAAAUAUGCAUGAUUUUAUGCAUUGCACUUCUGCCACAUGAUUGGAUAACUGCAUGAAUGAGCAGGUGUACAUGUGUUCCUAUUAAAGUGGUGGGUGGGUGUAUUAAAUUAUAU
Pangasianodon hypophthalmus (striped catfish) is the source of this 5350-nucleotide messenger RNA. RefSeq names its product formin-like 1b (gene fmnl1b). Gene Ontology annotation, molecular function: actin filament binding; small GTPase binding. The record is from RefSeq and is a predicted model, not a curated record. NCBI's taxonomy places the organism in Eukaryota, Metazoa, Chordata, Actinopteri, Siluriformes, Pangasiidae. Gene Ontology annotation, cellular component: cytosol. The transcript has 26 exons. Bases 428 to 3574 code for a protein of 1048 amino acids. Gene Ontology annotation, biological process: regulation of cell shape; cell migration; cortical actin cytoskeleton organization.